UAUUUAUACAAGUCGCUGACUUCUUCCGCGUCUCCCCUCUUUAUCUUCGCGGCUGUUGUUUUUGUUCUCUGAAUUUUCAGAUCUAGGUUUUCUCUAUUCAUAUUAAUCUCUCUCUUUCUUCACCAAACGAAAUGGAUGCCUUGGAUUCGGUUGUUGAUCCCUUGAGAGACUUCGCAAAGGACAGUGUUCGCCUCGUCAAGAGGUGCCACAAACCCGAUCGCAAGGAAUUCGCGAAGGUUGCAUUCCGUACUGCUAUUGGGUUCGUUGUGAUGGGUUUCGUAGGCUUCUUCGUGAAGUUGAUCUUCAUCCCUAUCAACAACAUCAUCGUUGGGUCCGGUUAGGUGAUGGAGAUAUACAGCGUAACAGCGCAUCUCACAAUGGUCUAUCUUUUUCCUUUUUGAAGAGUUGAUAUCUCCAAAAUCAAUUUACAUUGUACUCCUGUACUAAUGAAUUAGGCAUUGAUUUCUCCCUUUGAAUAUUUGGUUAUCUUUCAACCAAUAGCAUUGUUUUUCAGUGUUGUUUUAGAAGUACCUCUAAACUGUCAUCCACAGAUUUCUCUUC
Molecule: messenger RNA, 561 nt
Organism: Nelumbo nucifera (sacred lotus)
Lineage: Eukaryota; Viridiplantae; Streptophyta; Magnoliopsida; Proteales; Nelumbonaceae
Product: protein transport protein Sec61 subunit gamma-like
Biological process (GO): intracellular protein transport; protein targeting
Cellular component (GO): membrane
Molecular function (GO): transmembrane protein transporter activity
Source: RefSeq, a predicted model, not a curated record